Ylistrum balloti is the source of this 513-nucleotide messenger RNA. Its product is annotated as ubiquitin-ribosomal protein eS31 fusion protein. Bases 21 to 491 code for a protein of 156 amino acids. Gene Ontology annotation, biological process: modification-dependent protein catabolic process; translation; protein ubiquitination. The record is from RefSeq and is a predicted model, not a curated record. Gene Ontology annotation, molecular function: structural constituent of ribosome; ubiquitin protein ligase binding; protein tag activity. The transcript is spliced from 4 exons. NCBI's taxonomy places the organism in Eukaryota, Metazoa, Mollusca, Bivalvia, Pectinida, Pectinidae. Gene Ontology annotation, cellular component: cytoplasm; nucleus; ribosome.
CAGUGGUGAUCUGAGCAGCCAUGCAGAUCUUUGUCAAGACCCUCACGGGCAAAACCAUCACUCUUGAGGUUGAGCCCAGUGAUUCAAUUGAAAAUGUGAAGGCCAAGAUUCAAGACAAAGAAGGCAUUCCUCCUGACCAGCAGAGGCUGAUCUUUGCUGGAAAGCAGCUCGAGGAUGGAAGAACUUUGUCCGACUAUAAUAUCCAGAAGGAGUCGACUCUGCACUUGGUGCUCAGGUUGAGAGGUGGUGCCAAGAAGAGGAAGAAGAAGAACUACACUACCCCAAAGAAAAACAAGCACAAGAAGAAGAAGGUCACUCUGGCAGUUCUCAAGUACUACAAGGUUGAUGAGAACGGAAAGAUCACACGUCUGCGACGAGAGUGUCCCAACGAUGACUGCGGUGCUGGUGUUUUCAUGGCCUCCCACUUUGACCGACAGUACUGUGGAAAGUGUUGCCUCACUUUUGUAUUUAAUAAACCAGAAGACAAAUAAAUCUGUUGGACAUUCUCAAAUA